This is a messenger RNA of Echinococcus granulosus, 1296 nucleotides long. RefSeq names its product Macrophage erythroblast attacher. Lineage: Eukaryota; Metazoa; Platyhelminthes; Cestoda; Cyclophyllidea; Taeniidae. Gene Ontology annotation, cellular component: nucleus; cytoplasm; GID complex. Gene Ontology annotation, biological process: proteasome-mediated ubiquitin-dependent protein catabolic process. The transcript is spliced from 9 exons. The record is from RefSeq and is a predicted model, not a curated record. Gene Ontology annotation, molecular function: ubiquitin protein ligase activity. The coding region runs from base 1 to 1296 and encodes 431 amino acids.
AUGGCGUCUGCUGCGUCAUGUAGCGAAAUAGAACUUACCGAGUACAUGGGUAUGAAAGCUGUGUAUGAGCUUCUGAAUAAGAAGUAUAGAGUUAACCACCGGGAAUUGGAGAAAAACAGUGCCAAUUUAAACCGCAUUAUUGAUAAAUUUGGCGACGUCAACACAUCUGAGGAGGCUGCUGAAUUCAUUGGGCGUGUUAUAACUGCCGUCCGAGGCUCAAAACGAAAGGCUGAUGAAAUAUUUAACGAAGAAAUGGAGCUUGUUGCCUCCUGCAAGCGUAGAAUCGAUAAUCUUAAAGAAGCUUCUGACUUUGAGGGAAAAUUCUCCUCAAACCUCCGUGGCCUAGACAAUACAUUGCUUGCUACCGAUCAGGUGGAAAGUUUUAUUGCUGAACCCGGGAAUAAAUCAUCAUGUCAUACAAAAGUCACUGCUUCACCACAAGCCCACUCUGAACAGCGAAUUUUUGCGUCGCGAUGCAAUCGUCUCUUGGCCGAGCAUCUCUUCGCCGUGGGCCAUUAUAGUUCGGCCCUAGCCUUGGCUCGUCAGUGUCCCGAUGCGGACAAAAUUUUCAUAGAUAUUUUUCAAGAGGCCCUUACCAUCCAGGAGGCCCUAUCUAGAGGCGAUACAGAGCCUGCGCAUAAGUGGUUCCAAGAGGCCAAGUUCAGGUUGAAACACGCUGAGUGUACCUUCGAUUUUGACUUACGUGUCUUCGAGUUUUAUCUCCUCGUCAAGGCAAACAAAAGGUUGGAGGCCGUACAGCAUUCGCGCAAAUAUUUAGGUAAUUUCCAGCAAGACGAUGACUACAAAACCCGGCGUUUGGGUCAGGCGAUGCUGCUCCUUAUUAUGCGCACGUCCGAAGAAGUCGACGCAAAAGCUGCACAAAAUGAGCUCAAUGAGGCAUGGAUUAUCAAGCGUUUUCACCUGGCUCUGAUGAACUUUUACUCUUUCACUUCACCCACGCCUUUCUCGUUGGCGGUUCGCGCAGGCAUUACCGCCAUCAAGACUCACUUUUGCUACAACUCGAAGUCGCGUCACCCGGAUUGCGUGGUCUGCCAUCCACUCAUUAAUCGCUUCGCACAAAAUCUUCUCUUCGGACGCCACGACCACUCUGUUCUCACGUGCUAUCAAACAGGCCUUGUCAUGAAUGAUGACAACCCACCCAUGGCGCUGCCGAACGGUUACGUUUACAGUCAACAGGGAAUAGCAGACUUGACGGGCCCGGACGGCAAGCUGACAUGCCCCAGGUCGGGCGAGACAUUUGACGCAAGCGAAGCAAAACGUGUUUACAUACUUUAA